UGUACCUGCUGCUUUAUGCUGGCCUGCUGCUGCGGGACAGCGGGCUGCUCCCUCUGCUGUGGCUGCUGCCCCAAGAUCCGACAGUCGCGGACCACCCGCUUCAUGUACGCGCUCUACUUUAUCCUGGUCGUCCUGCUGUGCUGCCUGAUGAUGUCGCCCACCGUGGCCAAGGCCAUGCGGGAGCACAUUCCCUUUUUUGAGGACAUCUGCAAGGGCAUCCGGGCCGGCGACACGUGUGAGAAGCUGGUGGGCUACUCGGCGGUGUACCGCGUCUGCUUCGGCAUGGCGUGCUUCUUCUUCGUCUUCUGCCUGCUCACCUUGGGGAUCAACACCAGCAAAGGCUGUCGGGCCUACAUCCACAAUGGCUUCUGGUUCUUCAAGCUGCUGCUGCUGGCGGCCAUGUGCUCCGGUGCCUUCUUCAUUCCGGACCAGAAAACCUUUCUGGAAGCCUGGCGCUAUGUGGGGGCCGUCGGGGGCUUCAUCUUCCUAGUCAUCCAGCUGCUGCUUAUGGUGGAGUUUGCGCACAAGUGGAACAAGAACUGGAUGGCUGGCACCGCCACCAACAAGCUGUGGUACGCGUCUCUGUCACUGGUCACUCUGGUCAUGUACUCCAUCGCCACCGGAGGCCUGGUGCUCAUGGCGGUGUUUUACACCCAGCUCGAGGGCUGCACUCAGAACAAGAUCUUCCUGGGCGUGAAUGGAGGCCUGUGCCUGCUGAUCUCGGUGGCUGCCAUCUCCCCCUGCGUCCAGAACCGACAGCCACACUCCGGGCUGCUGCAGUCUGGGCUCAUCAGCUGCUACGUGACCUACCUCACCCUCUCGGCGCUGUCCAGCAAGCCUGAGGAUGUGGUUCUCGACGAGCACGGGAAGAACGUGACGCUCUGCACACCCCACUUCGGCCAGAACCUGUUCCGAGACGAGAACCUGGUGACCUGGCUGGGCACCGGACUCCUCAUCGCCUGCAUCCUGUACUCGUGCUUGACGUCCACGACCAGAUCGAGUUCAGAUGCCCUGCAGGGCCGAUACGCAGCCCCGGAGCUGGAGGUGGCCCGCUGCUGCUUCUGCUUUGGCAACGACGUGGUCGAGGACCCCGAGGAGCAGCCGGCCAGGAAGGGGCACCGGCGCGUCCUCCAUGAUGAAAAACGGGGCACGGUGUACAGCUACUCCUACUUCCACGCCGUCUUCCUGCUGGCCUCGCUGUACGUGAUGAUGACCCUCACCAACUGGUUCCACUACGAGAGCGCCAGCAUCCACACCUUGUUCCGGGAGAGCUGGUCCAUCUUCUGGGUGAAGAUGGCCUCAUGCUGGACGUGUGUGCUGCUCUACCUGUGGACGCUGGUGGCGCCUCUCUGCUGCCCCUCUCGGCAGUUCUCCGUGUGACCAAGUGGCCUGUCCUCCUGACAGGCACACCAAGGCUUUCAGCGGCUCCUGGGCCCCAGGAAGAGCUGGCCCCUCUUGCCUGACUUAAGUGUGUCUCAAAAAGCCCUCAGGAGACAGAGUAUAUCCUGAUUUGCUUUUUAAUUCACACAUUGAUAAGAAAUUACUAUUUGUCUAAAGGAAUUGAAAUGUUCGUCCAGCGUUGGGAUCUUGGGAUAUACAUAUGUAUCUUGAUGUCUUCCCCCAGGACCCAGGUAGAACUUGUGUUACUGUUUUCCUUGGGUGCGUCUCUACCUAACCAGAAUCUGGGGCUCGCAUCUUCUCACGGGGGUAAGAUCACCUCACGUGGCCUGGCAUUCGCACCUUGGUACCAGAGAAACACAAACUCUGAGUCCUGGCCCCAAGAACCCGGCCGGCUCCAUGCUCUCCCUGCUGAGACCCCCCCAGUAUUUAUGGGGCCCAGAGGGAACAGCUGCCUCCAGCUCCCCUGGAGCACCUUUGGGUGCGGUGCUGGACAUCGCAGCCUCCUGCUUGCCCGCCUCCUUCACGGCCCGGCAGCCUCAUCAGAAUGUGAAAAGCACAACUCUUUCCCUGUCUCUUGCACGUGGGCACCCCCAUCUCCGCCCUCCCCUUGGCAGUAGGAAUGGUGCUUAUCUGGGCGUGGUCGCUCGUUUGCUCUGCGCCACAGCGAAGGCCACAGGUCCUUCUUGGAUUUGCUGUCACAGUAGUGCUCUGGGGGCCCCUAGGUGCGGGGCAGCGCUUCUGGGCCCAUGAAGAAGCAGGGAGCUUUGGCUCCCAGGUCAGUCCCUGGCCACCCUGCUAAUGCCCACUGUGGGUUCUUUGGAGCGACACGAGGGUCCCCAGCCAGUCUGUAGGUGGGGCUGUGGGGUGGGCAGCUGCUGUGACGGGAGCACACUGGUGGAAGGGGGAUGGGUUCUUGGGGGUGUUGGAGCUGCCAGCGAGGAGUGCCAGUCUGUGGAGGGGCCUUGGAGAAGGACGCCAGCAGCCACCUAGGACGUGUGUGCCCAGGAUCCUUGUCCUCAGGUGGGGAGGGGCCCACAGCAGGAGGGGUCUGCUGGGCCCGGGCCAGCGCUGGGGACCAUCCUGGGGACACUUCUGUGGCACGCAGCCUGGACGUCUGCUCUGAGCUCUUGGUACCAGCUGGGCAGAACUGGGCCCCACCUGCUGUUGUGUGGGUGGGCACUGAAGUUCCCUUUA
Fukomys damarensis (Damara mole-rat) is the source of this 2595-nucleotide messenger RNA. RefSeq names its product serine incorporator 5 (gene Serinc5). Lineage: Eukaryota; Metazoa; Chordata; Mammalia; Rodentia; Bathyergidae. The record is from RefSeq and is a predicted model, not a curated record. Gene Ontology annotation, cellular component: membrane. Bases 16 to 1380 code for a protein of 454 amino acids. The transcript is spliced from 12 exons.